Seminavis robusta is the source of this 1053-nucleotide messenger RNA. The record is from the annotation of a GenBank genome assembly. NCBI's taxonomy places the organism in Eukaryota, Bacillariophyta, Bacillariophyceae, Naviculales, Naviculaceae.
AUGUCGUCUUUCCAACGAGCCAUGUUCCUUGGCGGUGUCCCGUCCCUCUUCAUGUUUGUGUCGACAUGCAUUGGGCUUGGUAGGGAGGUUCCAGACGACAUUUCUGGAGCCCUUCAACAUUUUGCAGCAGGAGUUCUGUUAUGUACAGUGGGGACUGAGCUGCUUCCAGAAAUUGUCGAUGCAGAAGGGUGGAUGGAAAACAUUGCUGCAUGUAUAGGAUUCUUUCUGGGUGUUGCUGUUCUGAUCCUUAUUGGGAUGUUCGCCCCUGAAGAGACGGGGUUGGAGCCUGCUCUCGGGGAAUCUCCGCGUCAUAAUGAACACAAGGACGAAAAUUGUGCCAAUGCAGAUGAUGAUGUGGACGACAUUUUCCGACUGCGAGAAAUGAAGUUUGUCAUUGCAGGCCGUAAAUUCCGCCAACGGCAAACUCUGCGGACCUUUGGUGGCCGGUUUGUUUUGAACAGAUCCAUGUCCCUAGAUUCUUCCUUACCUGCAAUGGACGAGAAUGAACCAUUACUCUUUGAAGACUUGUCAUCUUCGUACAUGGAAAACAGACCAUCCAAGCCAAAGGACACUGCCCCCAAGAAAGAAGCAAGAGAACCCAUGAUGAUGAAGCAAUUUCCUUUGAGUUUUGUCUUUGCCGUGGCUAUUGACUCGGCCUUGGACGGCCUAUUGAUUGGCAUUGCUUCGGCUGCAGGACCAUCUGCUGGCCCAAUGAUGUCAGCCAGUCUCUCGGUGGAAAUGUCCUUCUUGGGAAUCACUCUUGCAACCACACUUUCGGGGCAGCCAUUUUCGAGAGCAUCUAUUGCGGCGCUAGUCGGACCGCUCUGCCUUGUCAUGGCUGCAGGCUUGGGUGGAAUGAUGGCGGAUACGCUAAGUCACAAUCCAGUGGCGUUUGUGGGAAUGAUAUCGUUUGGCGCCAGUGCUCUGCUGUUCAUGGUAGCCGAAGAGUUACUGUUGGAUGCUCAUGAGGACGGAGAGCAUGUCUGGUGGGUGGAUCUGCAACUCUACACUGGUUUCUUCGCCAGUAUCAUUGCAAGGAAGCUGGCUCGGUGA